This is a messenger RNA of Physella acuta, 2755 nucleotides long. RefSeq names its product exocyst complex component 3-like. Gene Ontology annotation, biological process: exocyst localization; exocytosis. Gene Ontology annotation, cellular component: exocyst. The record is from RefSeq and is a predicted model, not a curated record. Lineage: Eukaryota; Metazoa; Mollusca; Gastropoda; Physidae. Gene Ontology annotation, molecular function: SNARE binding.
GUAUAGGCUUCUUCAGCCUAGGCCAAAAUAAAAAUAAAUACAACGGACAGUGCCUUUUAAAUAAAAUAUUAUAGGCCUAGAUCUAGGGCCAACUAAAUAAUAAAUAAAAUUGAUAUUUAUUACUUAACCAGGAGAGUUUGGACUCAGGCGGCUGGUUGCAAGAAUUGGGCCUAAAAUACCUGCAGACUGCAGUUUGUUAAGAUGAGUGGAAGUAUUGACGAUGAUGAAGAUCCUGAGCACUCCCAAGGUCCAGCACCCGCUCCCCUAGACCUUGGACGCCUGGAAGUAGAAGCCAGACAAGCAGCGGCAAAACAUGUUGCCAGUUUGCUACAAAGACCAGACCAAUUGGAUAAAGUGGACCAGUAUAAAAGACGUGUUGCCAGAAAAAAGGCUUCAGUGGAAGCCAUGUUGAAAACAGCGGUACAGUCACAACUUGAUGGGGUUAGGACGGGACUGAACCAGUUGCAGAGUGCUCUACAGGAUGUCUAUCAGAUCAAACAGAGCCUAGAUGAGAUAGAAGAAAACUACAGGAUCAUUGAACCUCUGCACCAGAAACUCAAGGAUCUGAAGGAAGAGAACAACAAAUUCUGUCAGCUGUCAGCAGCCCAAGAAAACCUGAAACAUAUUUUUACUGUGCCAGAGAGUGUCAAGAAAACAAGUGAACUCAUCAAUGAAGGGAAGCUACUCCAGGCUCAUAAACACCUGACUGACCUUGAGAUGUCCAGAGACGACCUUCUGUUGGCCCUACACAAACAGCCAAACCAAAGUCCCACAGAUAAAAUUACGCUGACCAACUACUUCUCAGAGGUCCAAACACUUUCUGUUGAGUUGGGCAAGCAGUUGUGGGUCAUCAUACAGAGGACUCUGCUGUCUGUUAGAAGGGAGCCUACUCUCAUCUGCACUGCCUUGAGAAUUAUAGAAAGGGAGGAAAGGAUGGAUGCUGCUUGGUAUAAGAAAUAUGAUCAGACAGGAUUUAUGCCCCCUGGCCGACCAAAAAAGUGGAAAGAAAAAUGUUUGGAAGUCCUGCAGUCUUCUAUAGCAGCCAGGAUUGAAGGCACACAGCUAGAGACCAGAGACCAGGACAAGAUGUGGCUGGUGCGCCAUUUAGAGAUCACCAGACAAUCCAUGAUUGAUGACUUGAAAGUUGUCAAGACUUUGCUGCCCCCUGUGUUCCCACCUGAAUACAAUGUCGUCCGACGCUACCAAAAGAUGUAUCACACAGCUCUAUCCCUUCAUCUGAAAGAAUUAAUUCAACAAGAGUUGGAAGGAAACGAGGUCGUCUCAUUACUUCAGUGGGUAAAGGCUUAUGACUCACCAGAACUCCUGAGACACCCUGAGCUAAACAUUGAUGUCAAGGAGCUGGGACCUCUUCUAGAGAACAACAUCAUCCUCUACCUCCAGAACCAAUAUUUGAAGAACAUGAAGCAAAACAUCACAGAAUGGAGCAGAAACACACUGCGUUCAGACAUCAGGGACUGGGUGAACACUGAGGCACCAGACCAGGAUGGGGAUGGCUUCUACAACACACAGCUGCCAGUCAUCAUAUUCCAGAUGAUGGAGCAGAAUUUACAAGUGGCAAAAAUUAUUGGUCAAGAGUUGGUCAAGAAAGUCUUAGAGUUGUUUGCUGAGGAGCUGAAUAGGUUUGCUUUAGAAUAUAAAAACGAGCUUCAAAUUUAUGACGAGCGACACUUGGCAGAUAGGAAGGAACCAAAAUAUUUUAUUCACUAUGUGAUAGCUAAUGCCAACAACUGCAUCUCUUUUGGUGAGUACAUGAACCAGCUACGCAAGAGAUACAUGAAAAGUGAGUUUGAAGAGGAGUCGAACGAUGCUGAGCAAAUCAGGAAAGAUCAAUUUCAGCAGCUGACGGAUCAGUUUCUCACUUUGGCUAAACAAUGCUGUGACAUCAUGUUGGAGGAGAUGUUCAUUGACCUGAGAGACAGCAACUGUUUUAACGAUCUGAUGACACGAAACUGGAUGGCCAAUUCGAGUGGCGUGGAGACCAUUAUAGCAACAUGGGCCGACUACCACCAAGACUUUCUACACCUCAAGCCCAUGAUGUAUGAGAUUUUACUGGCAAAAGGCCAGAAAAAAAUCAUUAAGGAAUACGUCAAAGCUUUGCUAUCCAGGAAACUCUCCUUCAAGAACUACGACGAGAGAAAACAGUCGUCAGAGAAAAUAAUUUCUGAAGCUGAGCAGAUCAAGGCUCAGUUCAUGGAGAUGUCCCCUAAACUGGAUGCUUCAAUGUUUGAUGUGCUACCUGCCCUGGCGGAGGUUGUUAAACUCAAAGACAGCUCUAUGCUCUCUCUGGAAGUUACUGGAUUUGCUAAAAAGUAUCCAGACAUAAGGCUGGAACAACUGGUUAAUUUAAUUUUAUGUCGUGGUGACAUCAGCAGGUCUGACGCCAGACAGUUAGCGCUGGACAGUGUGGGAGAAGACGACGCCUCACAAGCCAAGCCAAAGGGAAUUUUUUCCGAGAUCGCAGCAUCUGGCUGAGAUGUGCGAGUUAAGGAUGUGGUUCUCUGAGAUGUGUUAACAUCUAGUGUGAUGUUAUAGAUGUUUGUUAACACUACUGAUGUGAUGUUACUUUGAUGUGCUAACUAUGCCUGUUCUCAAAGUUGUAACAAAAUUACAAUGAUAAACAUCUGCAUGUUACAAGUAUUUGAACUUUAAUGUCAUAAUUCAUUUGGUGUUUAUCACAUUAUUCAUGUCAUUUAUUUUUCUGAUUCACUUGUACAAUAAAUAUAAUUUAUUCUGA